AGAUAAUGAAUACUGGAACAUCAAAAAGUGAAAAUGCAGCUCAGAGAGAAAGAGCAGAUGAGUUGAAGAAUAUUGCAGAUCAAGUUUAAGAGGCUGAUUCUUAAAUCAAGCAUGGAAGAAUAAAGAACAAGAUCAUUAGACCAAAUAAUUGAGUGAAAAAGUCAAAUGAUUGAACAGUCUUAUUUUGGUCAAGGAUAAUGAAUGUAAUUGAUAUAAAAAUGAUGCUUAAAGAUUUCAUUCUCAAUUAAUGAGUUCAUAGAACACUGAAAAUUUGAACAACAGAAUGAAUGAGUAAAUAUAACAAAUGGAUUAGGGCAAUUCAAACAGUUGAAAGAAUU
This is a messenger RNA of Paramecium octaurelia, 338 nucleotides long. The record is from the annotation of a GenBank genome assembly. Lineage: Eukaryota; Ciliophora; Oligohymenophorea; Peniculida; Parameciidae.